UGCUUUCUCUCUCUCUCUUUUUCUUUGGAUAUUAGUCUUUACUAAACUGUUCAUAAAAUGAUUAUGUUUAUACUUAUGAUUAUAUUUGUCAGCCUUUCUAUGAUUUCAAAGAAAAUUAACUCAGCAUCAGCAGCAGACGUUAUGACUUCAAAUGAUACUCAAACUGAGAACGUCCUUCUCUGCUAUCCACUCCAGUCUGACUCCUGUCCAAAACUGCAUCGUCUUACUGUUGUUAAAGUGGCAAUGUAUGCAUUCUUUGUGCUGAUGAUCCUCACAACAGUUUUUGGGAACCUGCUGAUCAUCAUCUCCAUCUCUCACUUCAAAAAGCUUCAGUCUCCAACUCAUCUGAUCGUUCGCUCUCUGGCUGCCAGUGACUGUCUGCUGGGCUCUUUGGUCAUGCCGUACAGCAUGGUGCGAUCUGUUGAAGGCUGCUGGUAUCUUGGAGAUUUCUUGUGUAAAGUUCAUUCUAGUUUGGACAUGACCUUUUGUAUCUCCUCUUUACUGCAUCUCUGUUUAAUAUCUGUUGACAGGUACUGGGCCAUUUGUGACCCUUUGAGGUACAAAAUGAGGGUCACAAACAACACUGUGAUUGUUUUUAUCACCUUCAUAUGGCUGCUUUCAUUUCUCUACAGUUUUUCUGUUGUGUUCUCAGGGAUAAGUGCAGUUGGAUUGGAGAUACUUAUACUGCAGACUUACUGUGUGGGAAAUUGUGUUGUGUUUUCUAACAAGCAGUGGGGUCUUAUAUGUCCAAUUCUCACCUUUAUCCUUCCUGGGACGAUCAUGAGUUCUCUGUAUAUGAAAAUCUUCUAUGUUUCACGAAAACAUGCAAAGGUUAUGUCAGAAAGAGUGACUGGAGGGAUGAAGAGCCAAAGCUCUGCUCACAGAGAGAGAAAAGCAGCUAAAACUCUGGCCAUUGUCAUGGGUGUUUAUUUGUUCUGCUGGCUGCCGUAUUUUACUGUUGCUGCUCUUGACCCUUUUUUUAAUUUUUGGACCCCAGUUGUUGUAUAUGAUGUUUUGUUUUGGUUUGCAUAUUUAAACUCGACUUGUAACCCCUUAAUUUAUGGAUUUUUCUACCCUUGUUUUCAGAAGGCCUUUAAGAUUCUCAUAUCCACUUAUUUCUGUGGCAUCAAGCAUUCUAACACAUUGAUAUUUGAAAGAAUACCGCUCUCACACUUAUUUAAGGCCAUUCCGAAAGGUGCGAGGGAGGCUUACCCUGUGAAACACAAGGAACGAAUCCUAUCCUUCUAUCCCGACUUCAGUAAUGAGACGGCUAGAAAGCAGAUGGAAUUCAACCAAGUUCGAAAGAGGAUGAUUGCCCUUGGUCUCAGGCCAUUCCUCGUAUAUCCAGCUGAGUUCAAAUUGACACAUCAGGGCCAACCUCUGGUCUUCAAAGCACCACAAGAAGCAGAGAAAUUCUUCGACUCCAAGGAGUUUCUGGGUACUCCAUUAAAGAAACCCUCAGCAACAGCUUCGAUGAUGGGACAUCGAAGCAAUCUCUUGGAAGACGAUGUGCAGGAGAUGUCUGCCUAG
Messenger RNA from Carassius auratus (goldfish), 1530 nucleotides. Its product is annotated as trace amine-associated receptor 4-like. Gene Ontology annotation, molecular function: trace-amine receptor activity. Gene Ontology annotation, cellular component: membrane. Gene Ontology annotation, biological process: G protein-coupled receptor signaling pathway. Lineage: Eukaryota; Metazoa; Chordata; Actinopteri; Cypriniformes; Cyprinidae. The transcript is spliced from 2 exons. The record is from RefSeq and is a predicted model, not a curated record. The coding region runs from base 58 to 1530 and encodes 490 amino acids.